CUCCAACCAUCCCUCGUCGCGACAGGCAGCCUCCCACGCGGCACAGCGACAAGUUCACACAAAGCGACCGUGCAUCUCAACCAUUAUAUUUAAUACGACAAGCUCCAUUUGCGUUGCUAGCACAAUCGCUCACCAUGUCUUCCGUCGGUCGAUGGCGUGAGGAGCAGAUUCUCAUCGUCUGCCCCGGCAGCAAGACUACCCUUGCGCAGAUUGGAUGCAGCGAAUUGACACUCCCAACCCAUCGCCUACCUACGCGAAUGUUUAAGGACGGCGAUGAAUGGCGACCAUACCACACGUAUCUGCGCAAGAAGGUCGUUGGCGGCGUAGAGCAGGAGGAAUGGGUCGAAGAUGUUGACUCGGACGAGGGCGCCGUUUACCCUAUCAAAGGUGGCCACAUUGUCGAGAUGGAGGCUUUUCUCGCGUUCCUCGACCACGUUCACGGACUCCUGACCACGACCUACCACAACACCCCCAUCAUGCUCAUGGCUUCUCCUCAAUGGACACGGCCCGACUGCGAAACUAUUGCUCGUUAUAUCUUUGAGAAAACGCGAACUCCUGCGCUUUGCCUCCUCCACAGCGCUCUCGCGACGCAAUAUGGUCUGAAAUGGCCCAGCAUGACAGUUGUCGAUAUUGGCUACGAAAAGGUCGACGUGACGGCUAUCCACGACGGUCGUGUUGUUAACCACAUGGAUGUUGGCGCAUCUGAAGAUGGUGAGCAGAUUAGCGGCGGUGAAGCGUUUACGCAGCGCCUAAUGCAGCUUCUUAAGGCCAAGACAUUCAACCACGACAUGGCUGAGCAGCUCAAACACAGCAACAUCUGCGAAGUUUUGCCUUACGCCGCAAAUGCUGAGAACCUCGUUGAGCUACCCAUCGAGGUAACGCAAGGUGCCCCAGCGUCGGGUGCAAACUCUGCGCCUGCUGCCGAUACCGUUAUGCAAGAUGCAUCCAAGAUCUCCGCAUCUAGUGCUGCACUUGAUAACGGAGGCACAGAGACUCCAGCCGAGAAGGAAGAUGACGGUGUUCUUGAUGUUGCCGCUAUUGUCACAAGUGGCCAGACAAAGGAGUUCCUGGCCAAGAAGGAGCAAGAAAAAGCGCAGCAGAAGGAAAAGGGCAAGCCUGGCCGAAAACCAAAGGUUCAAGAGGAGGCUGCACCUGCUCGCCCCGUCCGACUUCCCAACUCCAAGAGAACACACAACACAUUCUUCUACGAAGAGAUUAUUCAGGAAGAGGUCCCUCCCGAGCCUAAAGAGAAGCACGUUCCCGCUGAGCCCGUAAACGGUGCAGCUGAAGUCUCACAGACACAACCCGAAGCUACAACAGAGCCUGCCCAGGCGUCAACUGAGGAUUCCGUGAUGCAGACUGGAGAUGCGCCAGCUCCUGCUGAGGGCACAAACGCAGAAAGCGGCGCCCAAGAUUCGACUACGGCCCCCAAGGAGGAGGUCAAGGAAGAAGUCAAAGAGGAGCCCAAAGAGGAGCGUAAGGCAGCCCCGGCGGAAGUCGAAGCCCCUCCUACUGAAGCUGACCCGAACGCGCUUCCAGAUACACCUGAAUACCGUGCUAAGCGAGUGCGUCGCGACAUCGAGGUCGGCCUCGAGCGUUUCACCUUUGCUGAUCGACAUGAAAUUGACCGCAUCGUCAGCGCCAUUUACAAGACGGUCCAGGGUGUUGAUGACAUGUACAUGCGACCUGCCUGCUGGGACAACCUCGUAUUCGUCGGCAACGGAUCUCGCCUACGCGGCCUGAAGGACAAUAUCUUGCAGACACUUAACGCUCGCCACCUCAUCUCCCCGUCUACCGCCACCAUGUUCACGUCGGAGCUCCCGUCCAACAUGGCGACGCCGAGCGGCACUGGCUCUCAAACUCCCGUUGGCGCAUUCAACGGCGUUCCUCAUCAGCUCUCUGCAAGUGGCGUGAACCCUCUGUUGCAAGCAGCCACUACAGCCAACACUUUUGGUGCUGGUGUUUUGGCCACGCCACAGGCCGGCUCCGACGCUGCUGGACCUACUGGUCAUCACUUCCACAGUCAGACUCCCACUUCUAUCAAGACAGUCACUAUACCGUCGUACCUGAGCGAGUGGUCGAAACACGGCUUUGAAGAGUCCAUGUUUCUGGGUGCGCAAGUUGCAGCCCGCAUUGCAUUCUGCUUGCACAGCAACUUGGAUGCACAGGCUAUCGAGGCUCAGCGCCAAAUGAGUCUUAGCAGAGUAGACUACAACGAAUUGGGCCCCAAGGGCAUCAGAAGCCACUCUAUGCUGGGCUAAGUCUACUGUCUUAGAUUCUGGGGACAGGCAACGCUGCUUCAUGACGAUCAUGGAGUUGUAUGAUGGCUACGUACAGAGUAUACAGAAAGACAAAAAGGUAUGAGAAAUACCGGUAGAUGUGGCUAGUUGCCCAAGCUGUGUAUUUUGUUGGUGUUGGCCAAUCGGAGUUGGGAUUUGAUUUGAUAGUAAGGCAACCGUGUAAUCAAUCGUAUUUAAGCGACCUAUCUACUCUUACUAAAUGUGAUAUCUACAAGCUGCAUAAACAUAAACCGACUAACAGUGCCCACUUUAUGAGAGAGUUAAGGAUGUUGUGAAAGAAAGAAGAGAUAAAAUAUGCAAUUGUUUCAAACCAUUAUAUAUAAAAAGGGCAUGCCACAUUACAAGGACCGCCAAUGGCGAUGCGGCCGGAAUAAACUCCGCUCUAUCUGAACUAACCAGCUUGGUUUCGGUGAGCAGCCUCACGUGAAGCGUGGUGCCAGUCUGUUCGUAUCAAGUAAAUGUAUUCGAAAACGGCAACACAGAUGAGACCCACGGCCACACCAACCCAGAGUCCAUCUAGCUUCCAGCCCAGCCAGAAUGCCAUGGCCAGCGAGAUUGGGAGCGAAAUGACGUAGUAAGCUAUGAGGUUCACCGGGCCACCAAUGGCCUGUCGGCCAAUGCCACGGAGCAGGCCGUGAGCACUAGCUGCAAGACCAUCGAAUAUUUGCACGCCGGCGAGUGUAGGCAGUACCUUUGCAACAAUAGCAAUGACCUCGGGGUCGUUUGUGAAGAGGAGAGGAAGAUGGAAUCGGAGCGAGCUGAAGACGGCAAAAUUCACCAAGCCCACUAUGAUGGACAUGUAAAAAGUCUAGAAAGAAUAAAAGUCAGUUUACCCGAGACGUUGCGGUUGCGUUGCUGUGAGAAUAAACUUACGACUUUGGACGACGUAAUAGCUGCAUCCACAAGGCUGGCGCCGAUGAGGUUGGCAACACGCGUAGACGAAGCGAUCGAGGUAGCAAAUGGGAUCUGGUAGGUGAUAGUACCCAGAGUAGUGAGCACGCUCUGCGCUGCCAAGUACGAAGAGCCAAAGCGACUGGCUAAGAGGGUCAUGAUUUCAAAGGCAAGCCAUUCUGCUUCAACCAUAAUCAUUCCAGGGAGUGCCAGUUUAAUCAUGAUGCCCCAGUUCGUGAAUGCUCGCUUACUGAAGCCACCCCAGCAUUGGCGGCCAUCAAUGAGGACAACAUAGAGGAAGAGAAGGAUGGGCAGAAGACUCUCCGUGAAGGCCACUGCAAUGGGUGCGCCAAUAAAGCCUAGCUUUAGGUGCCAAACCAAGAACCAGCUGACAAAGAUGUUGAUCGGGGCGGCAAUGAUGAGAACGUAGGUUGUGGCAUUGAAGAGCCCUUGUGCUUGUGUAAAUCGUUUACCGCAUUCGAAGAGAAUCAUGCCCGGAAUGCUGGGAAUCAUGAUUUUCAGAUACAGGCCUGCAAGACGGGCAGUCUCUGCAUCGGGCACGACGCGAAGUAAAAUCGACUCGGAGAAGCACCAAAUCAAGAUAACUGGUCCGGAUAGCAUCAAGAGGAAUGCAGCCAUGCGCUGACACUGGAGUCCAACGAGAUGUUUGUGACCGGAGCCAAACGCCUGAGCGCAGAGCGUGUCGAGACUUGUAGCGAGGCCCUGAAAGGGUGCGAGACAGGUGAUGCCCUGAGACAUGUUUGCCA
[Torrubiella] hemipterigena is the source of this 3958-nucleotide messenger RNA. The record is from the annotation of a GenBank genome assembly. Lineage: Eukaryota; Fungi; Ascomycota; Sordariomycetes; Hypocreales; Clavicipitaceae.